CCAAAGAGCGAUUAGCCAUUUUAUGAAUUCUUUGCAAAGUGUUCAUUUUUUGUGUAGUGAAAAGAGAUGUUAAAGGUUAAUAUUUUAAAGACUGAUAAUUUAGGCAUAUCAUGCAUAGUUAGAAGAUGUUAUGAUGUUUUGAGAAGGUGUUUUGAAUGCUAAGUGGUAAUUCGAUCCUCUCCUGGUGGGACGUGACAAUUAGGACGUAGCCCCUUGUUCUUGUGUAAAGUAAGUAAAGUUUGUUUGUGUUUUAAACAACUUUGAACAUUUUCUCGGAUUAUGUUAAAUCUUAAAGAUGUUUUAAUGUUAAAUCGUAAAUAAGAUUAUUUUUUUUUAACUAAAUCUAUUAAUGUUACUGAUUAUAUACAAUCUAGCCUGCAAAUGGAUAAAUAGAUAGUUAGACAUGAAUGGUUUUACUGUGGUAGCGAUAGUUUAACUGUUUUCAUUACUGUAUUUUUUUUUAUAAUAUAAAACAACAGUAAAACUCCAAAAUACACUACCAGUCAGAAGUCUUUGAACAGUAAGAUUUUUAAUGUUUUUUAAAGAAUCUCUUGUGCUCACCAAUCCUGCAUUUAUUUGAUCCAAAGUACAGCAAAAUACAGUACAAUUUUGAAAUAUUUGUACUAUUUAAAAUAUCAGUUUUCUAUUUGAAUAUAUUUUAAAAUUUAAUAUAUUCAUGUGAUUUGAAUUUUUAGCAUCAUUACUUCAGUCACAUGACCCUUCAGAAAUCAUUCUAAUAUUCUGAUUUGCUGCUCAAAAAAAAAUUAUGUUGAAAACAGCUGAGUAGAAUAUUGUUCAAGUUUCUUCUAUUAAUAGAAAGUUCAGAAGAACAGCAUUUAUCUGAAACAGAAAUUUUUGUAGCGUUAUAUUUGUCUUUAUCAUCACUUUUGAUCAUUUUAAAGCAUCAUUGCUAAAUAAAAGUAUUUAUUUCUAGAAUUUCUUUCCCAAAAAAUAUACUCCAGACUUAUAAUAAUAUAACAGACUCCAAGCUUUUGCAUGGUAUAGUGUAUAAUAUUACAAAAAGCUUUUUAUCUCAGAUAAAUACUGAGCUUUGUAUUAUCAAAAAAUCCAGAAAAAAAAGUAUUCAACUGUUUUAAAUAUUGAUAAUAAUAAUAAUAAAUGUUUCUUGAACAGCAAAUCAGCAUAUUAGAAUGAUUUCUAUCUAUACAUUUUCAUGAUGGUGAAAAUGUAGAUUUGAUCACAGGAAUAAAUGACAUUUUAAAAUAUAUUCAAGUUAUUUUUACUGUUUUUUCUGUACUUCGGAUCAAAUAAAUACAGGCUUGGUGAGCAGAAAAGACUUCUUUAAAAAGCAUUAAAAUUUUACUGUUCAAAAAUGUGUAUGUAAUUGUGGUAUCUGUAAUUAAACCAUAGUAACAACAUAUAAGCACAGCAAACCACAGCCUAACCAGUCUAAACAUUAUGUUUGUGCAACCAUGUAACUGUAACGACAGUCAACAUCUCCUCUGUUACAUUACAGUUACAGUUUCAUGAGGUGAAAUUUAAGCUUGACAUGGAAAAUUGGGAUAUCCCCUAGAUGAGAAAGCAGAGUGUAUUUGAGUGUGUGUUUUCAACAGGAGGCGCAGCGUCUCUCAUAGUGUAAAAUGUCUGUCUCUGCUUGAGCCGUGUUUCUUCCUGCUCUGACGCUGGACUGCCCUCCACUGAAACUAAAACAAAGAUGACAAGGCCGCUAAUUUUGUGUAAGUGUCCGCAUCAGAGAGUCGCAGCAUAUCUCCAAACAUCAUAUUAGCACACAGACCCGGCUGGUACUGGAGUGUCAACACGAUAUAUUCCCGCCUGAAGUAGUCAGUCGGCGGCGGCAUGUCGCUGAGCUCAGGCGGGUGGACUCACACACCUCCGCCGGCCCAGUCUUCAUCGUCUCAUCUCGGCCAUGAGGCCUCGCAGUCGGCCUGCAGCACUGUUUUGAUGUCGGUGAAGGUGUCAGUAUGCCACUCAGGUAUACGACCGCUUUGUCUCCCGGGUGCCGGAGACGAAUCUCUCCGUCUUCAGCUGAGUAUGGACCCGGGGAAGGCAGGGGAAUUCCGCCUCGCGUUGCGGGACAUCAGCGGAACAGCGGCUGGACGCAGCGUGUCCAUUGCUGAGUUUGACCUCAAGACUGUUCGCUAUGAAGUCAAGUCCCCAGCGUGCCAUGAACUGAGUUUGGCAACACCACCACAUGAUCGUAUCACUUUUAACUUCCGCUGUGAGCAGGAAGCACAGGAGUGGGCCACUGUAGUAAUGUCAUCACUCCGUGAGGCACAUAGAGUGGCGAUUAGUUCCUCUAGUGAAGAAAGACGGCUACCUCCUCAGCCUGUGGAUGCACCGAGCAAUGCGCCCAUGCCACGUACAGAGGAUAUAUGUGUGGAGCUGGUUAGCGCAAUAGAGGCAGGUGAUGUUCGGGCGGCAUCGGUCUGUGCAUCAUCUUUAGCUAAACAGAGAGCUGCUCUGAGCAUUCAGCCAUCUAAACGAAAUUACACAGACACUGAAAUUAGCCUGGCUGUGGUGGUAGAGGAUGCAUCCUCUUCCUGUUGUGUCACAGUGCAAGUCUUCCCUCACUCCACAAUUGGUGCUCUCAAACAGCAGGUCUUCACAGACUAUGGUUUUCAUCCGCGCGUGCAACGCUGGGUCAUCGGCCAGUCUUUGUGCUCUGAACACCGCUCUCUGGCUUCCUAUGGAGUUCAACGAGAUGGCGACACUGCGUUCCUUUAUCUAAUUUCUGCCCGUCAGGCUCGUCUCAGUCAAGGGCUUUACCAACAAGAUCAGGAAAGCGCUUUGCUCAUGCCGGCUGUGGUGCCAACAAAUAAUCAACCCCACCAAGAAGCAGUUACCAAUGGGCCAGCACUGAACACAGCCUCAAGACCAUACAGCACCCUGCCUACAAGACUUCACAACAGCCAUAAUACCCUGAGUAACAGUGCGGGAGGUACAGAGAGGUUGGGUUUGGGUGAUAUUCGUGACCUCAUCAACCUUGAGCUGCCGCAGCUGAAUGACGCCCUGUCGCCCAACAGAACAAGCACACAGCUGGGAUGGGCCUGCCCAACCUGUACAUAUAUUAAUAAACCGACACGUCCCGGCUGUGAAAUGUGUAGCGCAGACAGACCUGAAGGCUACACUGUUCCCGGUAACUACAGACCAGAUGCUCUGGAGCUAAGACGCAUUCAACAGGAAAAAGAAGCAAUAAGGCAGUAUCAACAGGCCAGAGAAGCAGAACGCAGGGAGAACUUUGCACGUCUGGUCCAGAUGGAUGGACAAGAUCUGAUUCCUAACCCAGAGAGAGUGGAGUGCAGGAUCUGCUAUGUGGAGCUUGAGCCUGGAGAGGGAGUCCUGCUCCGAGAGUGUCUCCACUGCUUCUGCAAAGAGUGUCUGCGCUCUGUGAUUCUGAUGUCGGAGGAUCCUCAGGUGGCAUGUCCAUACAGAGACGAGGCCUACGCUUGCGACUGCAUCUUGCAAGAAAGAGAAAUCAGAGCUCUGGUGUCAGUAGAUGAUUAUGAGCGCUGGUUGCAGAGGGGUCUUUCUGUCGCGGAGUCUCGAUGUGAGGGCAGUUAUCACUGUGCUACAGCAGACUGUCCCGGCUGGUGUGUUUAUGAAGACACUGUCAACACUUUCCACUGCCCUGUGUGCAAAAAACACAACUGCCUGCUCUGCAAGGCUAUUCAUGAAGGGAUGAAUUGUAAGCAGUAUCAGGAUGAUAUAGCAGCUCGUGCCAUCAAUGACUCUGCAGCUCGAAGAACCAGAGACCUGCUAAAGACUCUUGUUAAUUCUGGAGAGGCGAUGCAUUGCCCUCAGUGUGGCAUCAUUGUGCAGAAGAAGGAGGGCUGUGAUUGGCUCCGUUGUACUGUCUGCCACACUGAGAUCUGCUGGGUCACCAGAGGACCUCGCUGGGGGCCCAAAGGUCCUGGAGACACAAGUGGAGGCUGCCGCUGCAAUGUCAACAAACAGAGAUGCCAUCCAAAAUGCCAGAACUGUCACUAAAGGGAAGAGUAGAGAGAGAGGAGCAGGUACGAGUAAGAAAGAGCGUAGUGUCAUCUCAUGGGAGUUUAUGACGUUAUGAAAGCUUUUGACUGUUGCCAGGUCUGUGUAACAAAACCAGCCCAAUUGGUCCUCAAAACUAGCCCGACUGCGUUCCAGGUAGUCAAAAACCUGCUUCCAUGGGGUCCCACCUUGGCUGUAAUUAUAUUCCAGGGGGGUGGGUGAUUUUGCAGACUGUAUGAAGGCAGCAAUAUGAAAGUAGCUCAAUUCUGUGGACUUGGCAACACUGACAGACACACACACUUAGAGUCUGAGCUGACAUAUGCUGUCCACCUUUUAUGCUUUUAACUGCAAUAUAGAAAUAUGUAGGCUUGUUGUGCAACAAUUGUCUCAAUGGAGCAUUUUACAUGAAGGCACAGAGGGAAAUCCACUUGAAAACUGACUCCUAUUGGACAGCUACUGUAUCUAGUCUAGUCAGCAUCCUAAUAUUGUUUAAUUAUUACAAAGAUCCACAGAAAAGCUUUAAAUUCUCUCAACUGUAUGUUAUAUAACAAAUAUCACCUAUACUAUGAAAGCAUUAUUUUUUAGGAUAGACUGCAAAAUGAAGGUGACAUUUCUGUUUGAAUGGCUUGUGAAUAUGUUCACACUUAACUACUACAAAGUAGUUAAGUGAGUGUUGCCAUGCUAUAACUGUUUAGUUAUUCAAGACAGAAUCGCUAUUAAGGAGGUGCUUAAAUUAGUGAUUUGUGAAUGAACUGUUCUUCUAAACCAGUUCUUUUUAAUGAUUCAGUCAACUGGUUUACAGAUCACUCAAGUAAAAAAAAGUGAUGUAGGUGGCUUGUCGGAACCUUAAUUUAAAAACAUUCUGAUAAAAAUAGAUUUUUAAUGCAAAUACAAGAGAUGACACAUGGGAAUUUUUUUUUAAUCAUUUUUAAUCUCUUCAUUAAAAAAUGUAUUUAAACCAUCUGAUGAAAUGAUCCCAGGAGAAUAAAAAUGAAGCCAAAGCUAAUCUGAAGCUGCCGACGAAAAAUGAAAAUAAGGGAAUGAUUACAAUGCACUUACACAAAUACUUGUGUAUUUGUCUUGUCUUACUUUUAAAGCUAUACUACACUGUUAAGACCUGUUACUGAAAGUGCCUUAUCUUGCCUGUUUCAGUCUCCAUCAUGUAACCAAUAACCACUAGUUUUGCAGUGUUACAUUUAUUAUUAUAUAGUAAAUUUUAAAUAGUAUACGUUCCUGUUGUUGUAGAUUUGUGAUCCAGGCUAAUUUAUGUGUGCAGUGUUUUCACCUUUACCACCAACUUUCGUGUAUUUUGUGCAGAAAGAUUAACACCAUACAUUAUACUGCUUUAAGAUAUGACUGUUUGUUUAUAAGUUGGAUGUAAUUAAUGUGUAGCCUAGUUAUUUAGUAUUAUUUUAAUGUUACAUUGCAAUGUUAUGCUAAUUUAAGUAGCAGGAGUAGUAAAGAGCAGGGACAUGAGGCUUGUGUGUGAAAUCCUCAAGACUGUUAAAAGCCAAAGGACAGAUGCAACUUCCAAAGCUUUGAAUCUAUGCACUGAAAAAAAAAGUCAGCACCCAAAGCAUCUACUUAUGCAUCAAAAUGAACAUUUCAAAAUGUUUCCACAAGACAAAGAAUUUUCUUCAGUUUACUAUUUUUUAUGUGCACCUAAAAGGGAAAUUUUGUGUUGUUUUGUUGUUGUUGUGACUGAGAAUUCAGUGGAGUUAUGCAGUAUGUUUGUGUGAUUGCAAAACAGUCUUUAGUGAGGGGCCGUUCAUCCUUUCGCAUGAUAUUAUGAACCUCACUAAUGUUCAAAUAUGUGCACUAUGAACUUCAAGUCGAGUGUAUUUGCAUGUACCACAGAAGAAAAAGUGAAAAGUGAAAACGGAAAGGUCCCUGCACCUGCAGAAAUCUCACUUUAAUUCAGUAGAAUAAUCUGACCUCAGGGUUGCAAGUCUUAAAGAGUGCCUUACAGAUUGUAGUACUGAGCACCUGUAUUGACAAUAUUUAAAGCUGUUAAGAUAUUCUCAUUAUUACGUGUUUGGACUAAUUUAACAUGCUUCACAUAUAGUUCUUAAAUAAAAAUAAAUAAAUAACCAACCUGAAUUGUAUUGAACUGUUGUACUUUGUUCUUCACUGUGGGAAUUGAAAUGCAAACACUUGCUAAAUGUCAGCAAAUCUGAUUUUGGUUGAGUCCUGAAUGGACUCCCACACACACAGAGACAUAAUUUAGUUUUAUUGAGGUGAAGAGAAAGCAUCAAUCAUCAAACGUUAUAUAUCCACCUUUUUUUUCCUGUAAGAGUGGGUGCAGCGUUUUUUUUUUUUAUUUUAUGGGUCUGACUUCCCGUUUCAUCCGCGUCAAGCUAUUUUUAGCUGUACAAAACAGCUUGUUUUGCUGCUUGAUAUUGCAAAUUGGUGUGUCUUACCAUGUUAUUUUAAUGUAUUAUCUUAAUUAUGAACACACUGGUUUGUAGUGCAAACAGUUUUACAGUUUACAGCACGUUAUUAUUCUUCUCAUUGUUUCUCUAUAGAAAUAAUGACCCAUAGGCUUACUUCCAUGAAGAAAAAGGUGGAUAGGUUUUGUUCCACAGACUGAAAAAAACAGGUAUAAGCUUCAUGAAUAAUGUUAAAACUUUAUUAAACAGCUCAAACUAACAAAACCAAGCUUUACAGUUAGUGUUUGAAUUCAGACACGCUGAUUAAGUGCUUUUCACUUGUUGCAGUGGAGUCAAAAACAUUUACAUUAUAAAGAAAUGAACAAAAAUCAAAGUAAAAAAAAAAAAAAAAAAAAACAGAA
Messenger RNA from Labeo rohita (rohu), 6760 nucleotides. It is a transcript of the gene shrprbck1r, whose product is annotated as sharpin and rbck1 related. Gene Ontology annotation, biological process: protein linear polyubiquitination; positive regulation of canonical NF-kappaB signal transduction; proteasome-mediated ubiquitin-dependent protein catabolic process. The record is from RefSeq and is a predicted model, not a curated record. The coding region runs from base 1819 to 3969 and encodes 716 amino acids. Gene Ontology annotation, molecular function: ubiquitin binding; ubiquitin-protein transferase activity. NCBI's taxonomy places the organism in Eukaryota, Metazoa, Chordata, Actinopteri, Cypriniformes, Cyprinidae. The transcript has 14 exons. Gene Ontology annotation, cellular component: LUBAC complex.